CACACUCACACACACUCACACACACACUCUCACACUCUCACACUUCCGCGUUGUGUGUCGCCGUAAAGCAGGAAGCAGUGUAGUAACGUGUGGCAGUCCACGGUCCUGCUGCGGUUCACCUCCAGGAGCCGGGGGUUCGAUGCUGGGAGAAGCUACAUGGAGGCUAAGUGACUGAGUGAGCCCGGAGCAGAGACACCGCAGCGCCGCAUAGCAGCAGGAUGCCAGCCGGAGUGUGUGGCUGCUGUGGGCCCCUGAGGCCGAGGUACAAGCGCCUGGUGGACAACAUCUUCCCCGAGGACCCCAAGGACGGCCUCAGUAAGUCCGACAUGGAGAAGCUGACCUUCUACGCCGUGUCGGCUCCAGAGAAGCUGGACCGGAUCGGAUCUUACCUGGCGGAGCGGCUGAGCAGAGACGUGGUGCGACACAGAUACGGGUACGUGGUCAUUGCCAUGGAGGCUCUGGACCAGCUGCUGAUGGCCUGUCACUCCCAGAGCAUCAAGCCCUUCGUGGAGAGCUUCCUGCACAUGGUCGCCAAGCUGCUGGAGUCCAGGGAACCGGACCUGCAGGUGCUGGGAACCAACUCGUUUGUGAAGUUUGCCAACAUUGAGGAGGACACGCCCUCCUACCAUCGCCGCUACGACUUCUUCGUGUCUCAGUUCAGUGCCAUGUGCCACUCCAUGCACGAGGACCCUGAGACCAGAACCAGGAUCCGAGUGGCGGGGAUCAAGGGGCUGCAGGGCGUGGUGAGGAAGACGGUGAACGACGAGCUGCAGGCCAUCAUCUGGGAGCCGCAGCACAUGGACAAGCUGAUCCCCUCCAUGCUCUUCAACAUGCAGGACAGUGACGACCUGGACAGGGCGGGGCACCCCGGCACGCCGUCGGGGGCGGGGCAGGACGGCGAUGAGAACCCUGCGUCGCUGGCUGAGAGCUGCUUCAGAGAGCUGCUGGGCCGGGCGGCCUAUGGCAACAUGAACAACGCUGUCCGGCCCGUGUUAGUGCACCUGGACAACCACCACCUGUGGGACCCCAACGAGUUUGCAGUUUCCUGCUUCAGAAUCAUCAUGUACUCCAUCCAGGCGCAGCACUCCCACCACGUCAUCCAGCAGGUGCUGAACCACCUGGACACUCACAAGAAGACGGCUCCCCGGGUCAGAGCCGGCAUCGUGCAGGUGCUGCUGGAGACGGUGGCCAUCGCCGCCAAAGGCUCCGUGGGCCCCACGGUGCUGGAGGUGUUCAACACUCUGCUCAAACACCUGCGGAUGAGCGUGGACUUCGAGAUGGGCGACAGCUCGAGGAGAAGCUCCUGCAUCAGCGUCUCGUCCGGCCGCGGCAAAGAGAGCGAGGAGCGGAUCGUCCAGAACGCCAUCAUCCAGACCAUCGGCUUCUUCGGUGGGAACCUUCCAGACUACCAGCGAGCGGAGGUCAUGAUGUUCAUCAUGGGCAAAGUGCCGGUGUACGGAACCCCCUGCCACACCAUGGACACCAGCAAGAUCGGGCAUCAGGGAACCAAGAGGAUCCAGGCCAUGCUGCUCAGCUCCCUCAUCAUGGUGACCUCGGGCUUCAAGUCCAAGUCCAUGGCGGCUGCUCUGCCUCCCCCCUUCCUCGACCCGCUCUUCUCCAUCUCCCUGAUGGAGGACAGUGAGCUGAGGCAGCUGGUGCUGGAGAUCCUGCUCAACAUCAUCGACCGGCACGACAACCGGGCCAAGCUCCGCGGCAUCAGAAUCAUCCCUAAUGUUGCAGCUUUGAAGAUCAAGAGAGAAAAGAUUUCCAAGCAGGACGUGGCCUUCAUGAAGAAGCACGGCCAGCAGCUCUACCGUCACAUCUACCUGGGCUGCAAAGAAGAGGACAACGUGCAGAAGAACUUUGAGCUGCUCUUCACCAGCCUGGCCAUCCUGACCAUCGAGCUGGCCAACGAGGAGGUGGUCAUCGACCUCAUCCGCCUCGCCAUCGCUCUGCAGGACAUGGUUCUGGCCAACGAGGAGAACAUGCCCAUGUCCAUCCGCUGCGGCGUCAUGGCGCUGGUGGCGGCGUAUCUCAACUUCCUGAGUCAGAUGAUCGCCAACCCGCCGUUCUGCCAGCACGUCAGCAAGGUUGUCGAGUUGAGGAACAUGGACGCUCCCUACCUGCUCCCAGAGCACGUCUUCAGAGACAAGUGUGUACUCCCUGAAUCUCUGGACAAGGACGACAGGCUGUUGUACUUCCAGGUGUCGGACAUGGCCGAGUGUCUGGCAGGACCAGGAUACAACGCUGAGCGGCUGUCCGUCCCCUACGUCCCCCAGGUCACAGAUGAAGACCGUCUCUCCAGGAGGAAGAGCAUUGUGGACACCAUCUCCCUCCAAGUGGACAUCAUGUCCCACAGCCUUCCAGACAAGUCUCAGCUGGCCGAGGAGAUCACGUUCGAGACUCUGAAGAAGGCCAUCGACACCACCGGGGUGGAGGAGCAGGAGCGGGAGAAGAGACGUCAGGUGAUAGAGAAGUUCCAGAAAGCUCCGUUUGAGGAGAUCGCCGCUCACUGCGAGUCCAAGGCGAACAUGUUGCACGACCGGCUGGCGCAGAUCUUCGAACUCACGAUUCGACCUCCUCCCAGUCCGUCCGGAGUGGUUUCCAUCUCAGCGGGACACACCGAGCACCAGUCCGUCCCCGUGUACGAGAUGAAGUUUCCAGACCUGUGUGUGUACUGAACAUCAGCGACACACACAGACACACACACACACACGCAACUCCACACGACAGCUGAAACGCACAAUGCUGAAUUAGAAAUGCUGAAAACGCAACGACACAAUCUGUCCUGCAGCUUCCUGCUCCGACCAGCAGGGGUCAGGAAAACCAACUGCAGCUAAACGACCAUUUUGGACUUUGAGGUAAAGAAACGUGAAACUUCUUCUUCCUCCAAACCUGAAUGUUCUGGUGGAGCCACAGGGCAUCGAACCUGAAUCCACUUCUGAAUCCGGUGGGUUUAUGAAAUGCUCUUGAGCACGACCCCCCCCCCCCCCCCCCCUGCUCCACACGAUUUGCUGCACUUUGUUUCCUGAAGCUGAAAAACGACUUAAUUCAACAUCAGCAGCUUUGAGAUUCCAGUGACUCUGAUGUUUCUGAGUCCUUCACCCUCUCACGUGUAGAUAUGCUCCAGCUUCACAUUCAGCUCCUGUACCAACAGUUUCAGUCUCAAGUGAAGCUGGUUCUCGCUGUAAAGCUUCUUCUUAAUAAUAAUAAUAAUAAUAAUAUCUGCUCUCGUGUCCGUCGGCCACUAACGAGUAGAAAUGCAAAACGUGUGCUUUGUCCUUCCCAGUGAAGCGUCCUGGUUUUAGUUCUGCUGCUGGUUCGACCUGUUCGCUCAGUCUUUGCUUUUUAAAUGUGAAUAAGCAGAACUGAGUUCAACAAGCAGCUCAGUGUCCCGUGUGGACAUGAGGUGAACUUUGAUUCAUCGCUCAGCAGAGAGAAUCACGAACAAAGAGCCGGCGACACUCGUCUCCUCAGCCGACGUGCUUCUCUGAGGAGACAGAGAGGAUUCUGGGAAUCUUCUGAUUUCUUAUUCUUGUGAAGUAGCUCGUGUGACAUAUUUUAAAUCUUAGUUUUCGUCAGCGAGUAUCGUCAACUGUCUCGAACCUUGAGUUAGAAUCUUCUCUUAUUUAACAGAUUUGAUCAAAUAGACUCGUGGGUGAGAACAAGAUUUUAAUAACAAACCACUUCAUCGUCUUCCAGCUCCCAUUUGUAUUUAAUUCAUAUCAUGAAGAAACUUCAGCCUCAUGUUUCUGCGUAUUAACACUUUGUGAUAUCAAACAACCUGAGACAGGAAACUGUUCAGCUCCUGAAUUCACUUCAAACUCUCGUCCUUCACACUUUGUGUUGUUUUAAAUCUACGAUUCAACCAGCGACUUUAAAUCCUCUUUUCUCUUUAGACAGUUUUUAAAAACACCAAACUCAAAGAUUCAUCUGAGUUUCAUUCCACAAUAAAAGCAGCAGCUGGAGCCUGGUACUAUUUACUGUAUAUAUAUAUAUAUAGAGAGAGAGAGAGAGCGAGAACUCUGAUACGAUACAUUCUGUAGGAUUUAAUCAUCGGUGCUGUUCCAACAUCUACCACAAGGCCGUGCUUUCCUCCUGAAGGAGACGUUGUUGGAGUGAGACCUUUCAUAUCUGGAGCUGCAGCUGUGAGGUGGAACAGAUGGUAUCAGUGUUUCCUCUGAUCUGAGCUCAGUGCUGGAGGCCGAGACCUGCUGCAGGAGCAGGCUGAAGGUCACUCAGAGCAGGCUGGAGGUCGGUCAGAGCAGGCUGAAGGUCGCUCAGAGCAGGUUGAAGGUCGAUCAGAGCAGGCUGAAGGUCGCUCAGAGCAGGCUGAAGGUCGAUCAGAGCAGGCUGAAGGUCGAUCAGAGCAGGCUGAAGGUCGAUCAGAGCAGGCUGAAGGUCGGUCAGAGCAGGCUGAAGGUCGGUCAGAGCAGGCUGAAGGUCGGUCAGAGCAGGCUGAAGGUCGGUCAGAGCAGGCUGAAGGUCGAUCAGAGCAGGCUGAAGGUCGGUCAGAGCAGGCUGAAGGUCGGUCAGAGCAGGCUGAAGGUCGGUCAGAGCAGGCUGAAGGUCGGUCAGAGCAGGCUGAAGGUCGGUCAGAGCAGGCUGAAGGUCGAUCAGACGAGGUUGAAGGUCGGUCAGAGCAGGCUGAAGGUCGCUCAGAGCAGGCUGAAGGUCGGUCAGAGCAGGCUGAAGGUCGGUCAGAGCAGGCUGAAGGUCGGUCAGAGCAGGCUGAAGGUCGGUCAGAGCAGGCUGAAGGUCGGUCAGAGCAGGCUGAAGGUCGCUCAGAGCAGGCUGAAGGUCAGUCAGAGCAGGCUGAAGGUCGGUCAGAGCUUCCUCUGGUUCAGAGACGACUCGUUCGUCCUCGACACAAAGACGUGAGCAGUUGUUUGGAUCCUGAGUGAGUUGAUGAAAGACGGAGAGAAGAAUGAAUGAAAGAAGAGAUGGAGAGACGUGAUGGAGCUUUGAGGACGUGAACGUUUCAGGUGGUUUUGUAUGUUUUAUAGUUGUUGAGCGCAGGUUGUGUUAGAAGUCAGAAAACUCUUCUGGUCCAGCAGCGUGAAGCCUCGUGUGAAGUCUCAGAAUCAAAGCUGCACCUGAAACUGAUUUGAAUCUUGAGAUCAGGGCGUCGACCUCUGAUCAGGAGAUGGGAUUAUAUAUAUUUUUAAAGAUUCAUUGAAGAACAAAUUAUUUCAUUGACUUGAUCCAAAAUCUGAUUUCUCUUCAAAAAGAUGCAAUUGAGCCAGAACAGAGAAAAACAUAAUUUUGUAUUAAAUUGAAUUUGUUUGAAGAACAAUUUGAUUCCACAGCUGAACAGCAGAUGAUUGGUUUGUUGGGAUGAGGCAGGAACAUGUGACCACUUCCUAUGAACGGGUCAUUAAAGCUGCUUAUCAGAUAUUUUUCUACAUUUUAUGCAUCACGUGUUGUUAAAUAGUUGCCGGGUAGAGAUUUAGAAAUCAGGAGAUAGAUUCUAAAAACAGAUUCUGAAUUCUCGUUCAUUUAGUUUCUGGAUGUUUAUCAUGAGAUCGACGGUUCAGGGUUUCAACGUUGUGACAAAUAUAACUUGAUUUUUUUAAUUGUAGAAUGCAUGUGAUUAAAGUAUGAUUGAAAUAAAGUAUGGAUUAUAUGUCA
Molecule: messenger RNA, 5631 nt
Organism: Pleuronectes platessa (European plaice)
Lineage: Eukaryota; Metazoa; Chordata; Actinopteri; Pleuronectiformes; Pleuronectidae
Gene: efr3a
Product: EFR3 homolog A (S. cerevisiae)
Exons: 24
Coding region: 219-2681 (820 amino acids)
Biological process (GO): protein localization to plasma membrane
Cellular component (GO): plasma membrane
Source: RefSeq, a predicted model, not a curated record